AUGGCUUCAGGCGACGAUCCUCCUCGUAAAUCAUUUGCCUCAAAGUUCCGCCGGAAGAAGAUUACGACUAGCAGAGUACCCACACAGACUGAGGUAGGUGAGGGGCCUUCAGUUGCACCAGAUCUACCUACACCACCACCGCCACCACCUGCCAGGAGCCAGCAGCCUUCACCAGAGCAGGGUCAGGGACAGUUAGAUCCACCUCUUGUUGCACCUCCAUACUUCCCUGGCCACUUCCCUCCCAGCUCGACGAGUCCUCGCUUCCCCUCUCCAGAUCCGACACAUGCUUCUCCAUUCUAUCUAUAUUACCCCCCACCAUCAUCACAGGCUGCUGGUCCAUCCACUGGUCCUCACCCUCCUUACCCUUACCCAUAUUACUACCCCUAUCCGGUGCAGCAUGAACAGGGUGGACCAUCACGACCACCAGAGGUUGGCGCUAGCGAUCCUGCAGCAGCAACAGAUAAGCGUCAAUACAUCGAGCCUGACGGCGAUAAGUAA
Molecule: messenger RNA, 498 nt
Organism: Dendrobium catenatum
Lineage: Eukaryota; Viridiplantae; Streptophyta; Magnoliopsida; Asparagales; Orchidaceae
Product: leucine-rich repeat extensin-like protein 5
Exons: 1
Coding region: 1-498 (165 amino acids)
Source: RefSeq, a predicted model, not a curated record